AAAAGGAGGAGGAGGGAACGGGACGUGUCGUCCAAGUCUCACAUUCUUCUCUUUUCAUCUUCCAAACAGAUAAACCAGCAAACAAGUAUAGCAUAUAUAUAUAUAUAUAUAUAAGAGGCCUUUUCAUUCCAAAUAAUAAAGGCGACCUUUAUUGCUUUCCUUUUCAUAUAUUCCCUUCCUUUUCUUGGCGGGAGAAAUAAAGUACGGACAAAAGUCAAAGUACGUUUACACGGAGUACAAACUUUUUAGGGGGGAAAGGAAAAGCUCUAUUAUUUCUUCUGCUACAGCUCUGAUGGAAAUCAGCGGAUACCAAACUCGCGCUGAGCUGCUUCUUCGAAACUACAUGCUUUCAGAUUCUUUCGUUAUCUACUCAUCUGUUAUUGGUGGCAUUUUCGCAUGCAAAUUGGUUUACGAUCUUAGCCAGAUAUUCACCUCUAUUUACUUUAAGUGUUAUGCUAAGCUCUCAAAAUCUCAACAAGUUGAAUGGAAUAACCGGUCCGUAUCUACCGUUCAUGCGAUACUCGUUACAACCAUGUCACUGUACUUGGCAUUCUGGUCCGAUCUUUUCUCUGAUAAUCAGCUGUCUGGCCCUGUCAUUAUGCGGAGUUCCACAUUAUCAACCUUUGUCUUGGGGGUUUCUAUGGGAUAUUUUCUCACUGAUCUUGCCAUGAUCCUUUGGUUUUAUCCUUCUUUAGGUGGACUAGAAUACCUGGUUCAUCACCUUCUCUCUAUGGUAGCAGUGACAUAUGCAAUGUUGACCGGUAAGGGGCAGCUUUACGUGUUCAUGGUUUUAGUUUCUGAGGCAACUACCCCCGGGAUCAACUUGAGAUGGUAUCUUGAUGUAGCUGGAAUGAAAAAGUCGAAAGCAUACCUCGUAAAUGGUUUCAUGAUGGUGUUUGCUUGGCUGGUUGCCAGAAUUUUGUUAUUCAUUUACUUGUUUUACCACGUCUACAUCCACUAUGAAGAGGUUAAGCAUCUGCCUUCAUUUGCGAUUUUCCUAUUAUCUGUUGUGCCAUUGAUACUUACUGUGAUGAACUUGGUUUGGUUCUGGAAGAUUGUGAAAGGACUUAAGAAGACUUUAGUAAAGAGGCAGUGAAGUUUGGAGAUGUCGAUCCUCGGAUUUAAAAACACAUGUAAGUACAUUCUAGGAUAGAUAGAUAGAUAUCUUGAGUUGCCAGGAGAAAAAAAGAAAUAUCAGUCUGCUUGUGUACAUAAAAAUUUGAUACUCUGAGAAUAUAUUUGCUGCUCUCAACAAGAAAAAUAGAAGCUCAAUUGAAAUAUUAUCAAUUGUCUUCUUA
Molecule: messenger RNA, 1298 nt
Organism: Capsicum annuum
Lineage: Eukaryota; Viridiplantae; Streptophyta; Magnoliopsida; Solanales; Solanaceae
Product: TLC domain-containing protein 4-B
Exons: 9
Coding region: 293-1096 (267 amino acids)
Biological process (GO): lipid homeostasis
Cellular component (GO): endoplasmic reticulum; membrane
Source: RefSeq, a predicted model, not a curated record